GUCCGUAGUUGCUCGAUGCAAUCGGCAAGUCGUCUGACAGCAGCAGGAGCAGAGUCUACGAUAUUAAUCGAAUUUGGUUUUAGAGCGUCUCUUAAUCUGUGCAAACUUGGCCAAUUUAUUAGAAACACAACUUGAUACACACAAAAUAAAAGAAUGGCAGGAAUUCGGGGUAAGUUGAGUUUUGCACAUGAAAUAUUUGUCACGUUGUGCAAACUCUGCGAUGUGCUGCUCACCUUUCCUUUGCAACAACCGAUUUUGUGACUCAUAUACUUCCGUCUUCUACCAAGUCAUUUACUGCAUCGGCUAAUUUGUGGAUUAUUUUCUUUGUUUCAUUAAUAUGGAAUCACUCUGCAACUUGGAAUCGGUUUUUCCUUUGUGUGACAUUCUCCCCCCAUGUUCAGCCCUUAUUGGAUUAGCCUUCUCAGGCUCUAUCGGAAUGACUUUUCUUGUUCUGGCUUGUGCCUUGCCGCAGUACAGCAACUGGUGGCCAUUUUUCAUGGUAGCAUUUUACCUUUUGGCACCCUUCCCAGUUGUCAUUUCACGAAGGUAUGGAGAUGGAACAGGAAACACAAAUCCCUGUCGUGAAAUUGCCAUGUUCAUAACAGCAGUCAUUGUUGUGUCUGCCUUCGGUCUACCCAUCAUCCUAGCAAGAGCCCCAGAGUUGACGCCAGUGAUCAUGUGGGGAUCAGCGGGUCUGGUUAUCACGGCCAACAUAAUCGUCUUUCUCACUAUCUUGGGAUUUUUCAUCGCUUUCGAUAACGACGAUGUGGAUUACAGUAUGUGGUGAGAAUCCUUGUCCGAGGUGCCAACAAGUCCACAUCUCUGUAAAUAGGGCAAUUAACUUUUCGGUUUGUUUGGCUUUCAUCUCUUAAAAAUAUGGUCUCGAAUUCGUCGAGCAGACAUUUCCUUUCUAUCAUUUCUUUUGUCUUAACAAACCGUUUAAUCUAUAAGCGCUUUCACCUCCCAUCUUAAUCGCCUGAUAUUUGAGAAAAGAAAAAACUUUUUCUUUUGUUUUGUUUCAUAUAAACACAUUUCUUGUAUUGUGUUGUUGGUUGUCCAGAGGAUCACGUUGACGACGCGUUAACAUAAUAUACAACUUCAAAUACAAA
Molecule: messenger RNA, 1109 nt
Organism: Daphnia pulex (common water flea)
Lineage: Eukaryota; Metazoa; Arthropoda; Branchiopoda; Diplostraca; Daphniidae
Product: leptin receptor gene-related protein-like
Exons: 4
Coding region: 338-787 (149 amino acids)
Biological process (GO): late endosome to vacuole transport via multivesicular body sorting pathway
Cellular component (GO): endosome
Source: RefSeq, a predicted model, not a curated record